This is a messenger RNA of Seriola dumerili (greater amberjack), 498 nucleotides long. RefSeq lists its product as uncharacterized. Lineage: Eukaryota; Metazoa; Chordata; Actinopteri; Carangiformes; Carangidae. The transcript is spliced from 5 exons. The record is from RefSeq and is a predicted model, not a curated record. The coding region runs from base 1 to 498 and encodes 165 amino acids. Gene Ontology annotation, biological process: spermatogenesis.
AUGAAUCCUAUGUGGAAAGUUUAUAAGAGCAAAGUGCUGAAGACGCUUAACCCAGAAUAUGAGGAGGACACUGCUGAAGAGGUCACAGAAGUGGAGAAUGAAAUGAGUCCAGUGCAGGAGGAGGAGGGGCCCAACGCUGUUUCCCAAUUGGCCAAGAAAAUGCAGGGGGCCGGGACCAAAAGCUGGAACAGACUAUCAUCUCUCUUUAACAAAGAUGAUGAACACCAGCUUCUAGAGGAGACUGAGAGCCCGCCGGUUGCUGACCAUCCACUUGCAGUAAAGCCAGAGGAGCCUCCUCGACCCAACAGGCGCACAGGAUUCUGGGAUAGCUUUGCAACCAACUGGGCUGCCAAGAAGCAGGCUGAAGCUGCAGCCGCAGCUGCUGCUGUGAAUGAGGCGGCAACAGGCCAAGGAAAUGAGGACGCAUCCUUCAAGUGGAACUUUGUCACCAGCAAACUGGCAGAUCUGAAGACCAAGAGCAUGACCAAGACCAACUAG